Messenger RNA from Eupeodes corollae, 2108 nucleotides. RefSeq lists its product as uncharacterized. Bases 278 to 1378 code for a protein of 366 amino acids. NCBI's taxonomy places the organism in Eukaryota, Metazoa, Arthropoda, Insecta, Diptera, Syrphidae. The transcript has 3 exons. The record is from RefSeq and is a predicted model, not a curated record.
CUGAAAAAGAAAAACGCCUAUAUUUAAUCAAACAAACCUGUAGUAGAGUUGCAUGAAACACUUCCAUUUUUACAGCCCACAAUCCACAGAAAAAAUACUUCUAAACAUCUGCCAAAACAAAACAAGAAAAAAAAAAACACUUUAUUUUAACUCGCUAGUCGCUACACCCUCCGCUCUAUAUAAAAGAUCAGUAAAAAAGAAAUAUAAAAUUCCUAAAAAAUGUAAUUAAAACAAACAACAAUUUGUUAAAUGCUACGUAUUAUCAAAAUACAAAACAAUGGAAAACAUUGAUAUAAAUUUUAAUAGUUUAUCAAGACAUCAAGUGAUAACAAAGUACAUUGAAAACUUGCGUUUAAUGAAAUCAAUUGCAGAACAGCAUUGCAAUAUCCGUGCAUUCCAAUUCGACAAUUACGUACUAUUUCAGUACUUCGAGCAAAAUCGAUCACAAAGCAAUAGCAAUGCCAAUCAUAAUAGCUCGAAUAAUGAUGUUGCAUUUAUCAAAGCAGAAAUAUUGAAACAAAUUAUCGACCGGAAGCGAAAAAUUUUAUUUUGGAUUUUCUAUGUAGCGAUUGCGUGUAUAUUUAUAUCUUAUAAGAAUGAAGCAUCUACUAUUGUUCUACGAAACAUUCAGACAUUCAUUUAUCCGGGAAUGAAGGUCUGGAGGAAGAUGACACUGCCAGUUAUUAAAAAAUUCCCCGGACUUACCGAACUCUAUGACGAAUCGUGUCUAAUGAUGAAUCCGUUCUUUCAAGUCGAUGACCUAAAUUGCGAUCCAUGUGCAAAUGUGAAGAAUGUUUUGGAUUUGACAAACAUGGACAAGACAACUGAGUUUGUGCCUUUUGUGUUUAAGAUACAACAAAAAUACAUAGAUCCUAGAGAUAUUUAUGAGCUUUACAAUAACAAUAGAGACAUAUUUCAACGUGACGCCUUCCGCGUUCAAUCUACAAAUCGUGAGAUCACAAACCUUGAUGAAUUAUUUAACGAUUUUAACCAUACCCACCAUACACCAAGUCAUAACAUCUGGCGAUGCAAUCGAAUGCAACCUGCACGACUUAUUCGUCAAUUAUUUGAAAAGCCGCAACGUCUUCCAAAAACUGGAAUAGCCUUGGAACGUUAUGUUACGAUGGAUACAUCAAACGCUGGAUCAUACACCCUACCAGACACCGAAUGCUCAAAUAUGUAUGUCCAGCAAGCGUCAGGCACGCGUUUUAUUAUACUACGACCAACUCCUGAAUGCCGACAUAAGUGCCGAACUUUAUCGAUUCGAUUGCCGCAAUCAUUUGUCUUGAGCUACAAUUGGUGGUAUUGGAAGCCAAUAUCUGCGCCAGUUCCGCUGACUGAAUCAGUUUCGAUAAGUUUAAUAGGAUCGUAUUGUUAAAAACAUACGCUUCAAAUUUUCCUCCUUCGUAUUAAAAAAAACAAACGAUUUUAUCUCACUAUCUACAAAGUAUCCUAGUCACUAUCAUAAAUGCAAGUAUUAUCCCUAUUUGAAUUUUAUUUAGGUUUUGUAAUCGUAUUAUAUAAGAAUCUUGUAUACGUAAAAUGUAAGUGUGUUUUUCUAUUUAACAAGAAAAAUGUUAUCAUUAAAAAUCUAACUCAAUUUGAGUAUCACACGCAAAAUUUUUAAAGUAAUACAAAUAUAAUUUUCUUGCGUUGAAUUAAAACAAAAACAAGCAAUUCCCCCGUUAAUUUUUAAAUCAACUUUUGAUUAUAUUACAACAUCAAUAGAAUUGUUGUUUGUAUUAUUAUUUUAUUUGUAUCUAUUUUGUUUAUUUAUAUUCUUUACGUCAAUUUAUUAAAGUUAAUUUUUGUAUAUUUAUACAACAUUACUAAUUUUGUAUAAUAAAAGUCUGUAGCCUUUUUAUAUUCGAUACACUUCUUUUGAAUUUUACAUGUUUUAGUUUAUUUUUUAGUGCCAAUAUUGUGAUAGUUAUCCUGAAAUAUCGACUGAAUUUAGUUAACUGAAAAAGUAAGAAUCCUAUGAUAGUUCUAUAUUCAAACGUUUUUCCAUAAUGCCUUUUUAAAACGAGGCGACUUUAAGAUUUAGAGCGAAAACUUUAAUUUGAUUAUAUUUCUUUUUAUUAAAACGAUUUUAAUUAAUCUUCUUU